Messenger RNA from Rana temporaria (common frog), 1911 nucleotides. RefSeq names its product alpha-1,4-N-acetylglucosaminyltransferase-like. Gene Ontology annotation, biological process: protein O-linked glycosylation. Gene Ontology annotation, molecular function: acetylglucosaminyltransferase activity. Lineage: Eukaryota; Metazoa; Chordata; Amphibia; Anura; Ranidae. The transcript is spliced from 2 exons. The record is from RefSeq and is a predicted model, not a curated record. Bases 78 to 1193 code for a protein of 371 amino acids.
UAGAGAGACUCUUUGGACAGCACAUAUUCUAUAACAACUAUGUACAUACAAACAAUUUGUAAUCAUCUUUUACGUUUAUGAGCAGAAGAAUAAACGUGUUUUCUUUUGCAGACUGCCAAGCAUACUUUACAACAAUGAAAAAAACACAGAAGAUAGUGAUCUUCCUCCUUCUUUUGUUAGCCGUUGGUUUCUUAUACAAAGCCAACUUUAAAAAUACAUCUUUGUACCCUGUAUCUUUUUUCUCUGAAAAUUAUAUCAUCAAAACUUUAAAGUCAAAAUUGGUACCGCCCCAGAACAAUUAUGAACCUGCAGAAAAAGAUUUAAGCCCCUCUGAUGUUUUAAACGGCGGUGAGUCUAUCAUAUAUUUGGAGACUACCGAUAAAUUGCCGCCAACAUCACUGGUGCUGUGUGCCAUUGAGUCCGCAGCUCACCACUAUCCUACCAGAUCUGUGGUGUUUUUCAUGAAAGGACUGACUGAAAUAAAUGCAGAGGAAGUUCAAAAGAAACACCUUUCAGUAUUUUCAUCUCUUCCGAAUGUCUACUUCUUUCCCCUGCAAAUGGAGGUGAUUUUAUCGGACACACCACUUCUCUCCUGGUACCAAAAGGUUAAUCCAGCAAAAGAAAUCUACUGGGCCCACGUCAGUUCUGAUGCCUGCAGACUAGCUUUGCUUUGGAAAUAUGGUGGCAUUUACAUGGACACUGAUUUCAUAUCACUUCGACCCAACCCACAUCACAACUUUCUGGCUGCAGAGUCAAAGCAGUAUUCCAGCAAUGCUGUUCUGGGUUUCUCUUCCCAACAUGAGUUCAUCUGGAAAUGUAUGGAAGACUUUGUUAAAAAUUAUCAUGGUGAAAUUUGGGGCUACCAAGGGCCACUUUUGUUUACUCGUAUUCGAAAUCAGUUUUGUAGUAUGGCUUCCUUUACUGGUAAAGAGGAUUUUAUGUGUGGCAAUAUCACUAUCUUGAAUCCUGGACAUUUUUAUCCUAUUGAACCGGGAUCAUUUAAACGGUACUAUGAGGUCUGGGACAAAGAACCGACCUUUGACACUUGUUAUGCUCUGCACCUUUGGAAUUAUGCAAAUCGAGGGGAUCAUAGGGCAAUGGUCCCUGGAAGUAAUACACUGGUGGAGCAUCUCUACCAAAAGAAUUGCCCUUUGGUAUAUGCGGAAUUAGCUAGAAAUGGGACCUCAUUAUAAAGAGCCCCUACUUUCAAACAUCCAACUUACAAACGACUCCUACUUGCAAAUGGAAGGAGACAUCUACCCCUGUCUUUUCAUGUGUUAGUGAUAUAAAUAUGCAAAUCACAAGUACACCUUGGUGAAAAAUAUUUUUUCUUACCACCCUCCCCACCACCACUCUAGCACAAAUCUCUCUCUCUUUAACAACGGGCAAUACUUACCUUUAUCUACCAUCUCUUAAUCUUCCACCUCAUAACAACUGGUUGAGUAUGAUCCCUCUGCAUGCUGCUUUCUGAUUGCUCUUGCUAAUGCUGUCAGAACAUUUUGCGUUAAAAGAAUAUACAUAUAGGCCUUUAUAUUAUGCAUAUUAUGUAUUUUUCAUAUUUUUCCUAUUCAUAUAUAUAUGAACAAUACUAAAGGCAUUUUAGAUCUUAUUUUCUCUCUAAGAGGUUAAAAUCAAAUCCAAAAUCUCUACAGCGGUUUUCUGCCUUACAAGAAGGCAUUGUUUUUCUGUAUCUUUAUCCCAGACCAUGAAUUUGAAGGUUUGACAUCUGUAGAAAAGGGGAGAUUAGUACAGGCUGUGUAGGGUCAUCUUUGUAUAAUGAGACCAAAGGGCUUAUUCACAAUUCCGGUGGAAUUAUAUAUAUAUCUUAAUUGUUUCUUUCUAAUAUCUUAACAAUAUAUUAGUAAUUUAUAUAUAAACCCGUUUAAUACAUAUACUGUAUAUUAUUAUUCU